Molecule: messenger RNA, 2019 nt
Organism: Fusarium pseudograminearum CS3096
Lineage: Eukaryota; Fungi; Ascomycota; Sordariomycetes; Hypocreales; Nectriaceae
Exons: 1
Coding region: 1-2019 (672 amino acids)
Biological process (GO): tetrahydrofolate interconversion
Cellular component (GO): cytosol
Molecular function (GO): methylenetetrahydrofolate reductase [NAD(P)H] activity; FAD binding
Source: RefSeq, a predicted model, not a curated record
AUGGACAAGAUCACCGACCGCAUCGCCGCUCUGCCGGCUGAUGGCACCUACUUCUCUCUCGAGUUCUUCCCUCCCAAGACAGCCAUGGGAUUCUCCAACCUACGAGACCGUCUCCAUCGAAUGGAACGAGCACUUCGGCCACUUUUUGUGAAUGUCACUUGGGGAGCCGGUGGCAGCACCUCUCAGAAAUCGCUUGAACUGGCCGAGUUGUGCCAGAGAGAAGUCGGACUUACAACUUGUCUACACUUGACAUGCACAAACAUGAGCAAGAAGUUGAUUGACGAGGCCCUCUCAGAUGCAAAGGCUCUGGGAAUCAGAAACAUCUUGGCUCUGCGAGGCGACCCUCCGCGACGAGAAGAGUACCGCGACGCUGAAGAUUCAGAGGACGAUGGAGGCCAAGAUUUCAACUGGGCUAUCGAUUUGGUUAGAUACAUCCGAAAGACCCAUGGUGACUAUUUCUGCAUCGGUGUUGCAGCAUACCCCGAGGGCCACGCCGAGGAGAGCCAUCCUCUGGGACAGAGUGUGGAGCACGAUCUCCCCUACCUUGUCCAGAAAGUUCAAGCCGGCGCUGACUUCAUACAAACCCAACUCUUUUUCGAUAUUGAAGCAUAUGAACAUUUCGAAACCACUUUGAGAGAGCACCCCAGCGGUGCCUUCAACAGCAUCCCUAUCAUUCCUGGACUGAUGCCUAUCCAGAGCUAUCAGAUGAUUAAGCGAACCACCAAGCUGAGCCAUGCCAAAAUCCCUGACCAUCUUCUUGAACGUCUUGACGCUGUCAAGGGUGAUGAUGAACGGGUAAAGAUGGUCGGUGUGGAUAUCGUCAACGAGUUGAUAGACAAGAUCAAGGAUAUCAAGUCAAAGACACCGGGUCCAAAGGGCUUCCACUUUUACACGCUCAACCUGGAGAAGGCAGUGUCCUUCAUCCUGGAGCGAGCAAACCUCAUCCCUGACCCCCCUGAGAAUGAGGAAGCUGUCGUCGCAGUUGACGAACUUGCCAUUCCUGCGCUACAGAUCAAUGGCAACAUGCGUUCAAGCAGCCACUCCCGCUCUCGACAGUCCAGAAGGCACUCUUCUGUUGCCUCAGACCCUCACAAUUAUGUUAUUGUCGGCGAUAGGCCAGCAGUGUAUCCCGAGUGGGAAGCGACAGGCUUGGAGGCCGGCGGGCGUGCCGAGGCCGUCAACACACGCGCUAACACAUUGGCCAUAUCGGAAGGCGAGGGUGCGUUGGGCCGUGAGGCGACAUGGGACGAUUUCCCUAACGGUCGUUUUGGUGACGCCCGUUCACCCGCAUAUGGUGAGAUUGACGGAUACGGCGUGAGCCUACAUAUGUCCGUGACGCAGGCCGUCAAGCUUUGGGAUUACCCCAAGACGCGGCAGGACAUUAACGAUCUGUUCGUCAAGCACAUUCAAGGAGAGCUCUCCGCUAUCCCGUGGAGCGAGGAGGAGCUUAGGGCAGAAAGUUCAACCAUUAAACCUCACCUUCUGCAACUGAACGGCAAGGGCUGGUGGACCGUUGCGUCGCAGCCCGCCGUCAACGGCCUACGCUCCAGCGACGCCACCUUUGGUUGGGGUCCGCCCAACGGUUUCGUCUUCCAGAAGUCAUUUGUCGAAUUCUUCAUCCCGGCAAACGAAUGGGAAAUUCUUAAGGCCAAGCUCGUAUCCUCGGAGCUGCAAGACUAUGUGUGCUUCUACGCCAGCAACGCCCGCGGUGACUACGUCUCGUCGGACAUCGGCGGUCACGUGGACGGCUCGACGGAGGCCAGCCCGAGUACAAAUGCCGUAACAUGGGGUGUAUUCCCAGGCAAAGAGAUCAUUACGCCAACAAUUAUCGAAGAGGUCAGUUUCCGAGCUUGGUGCGAGGAGGCGUUUGGGAUCUGGGGUGAGUGGGCAAAGGUAUACGGCCGGGGUUCUGAGAGUGAAAAGCUCUUGAACGGCAUCAAGGAUGACUAUUGGCUUGUUAACCUAAUUCAUCAUGACUAUGUGAAUAGGGAUGCUCUAUGGGAAGUUCUGUCAAGUUAA